Molecule: messenger RNA, 6111 nt
Organism: Petromyzon marinus (sea lamprey)
Lineage: Eukaryota; Metazoa; Chordata; Hyperoartia; Petromyzontiformes; Petromyzontidae
Gene: AARS2
Product: alanyl-tRNA synthetase 2, mitochondrial
Biological process (GO): alanyl-tRNA aminoacylation
Cellular component (GO): mitochondrion; cytoplasm
Molecular function (GO): nucleic acid binding; ATP binding; aminoacyl-tRNA deacylase activity
Source: RefSeq, a predicted model, not a curated record
AAUGCUCUUGAGCUUGAAUUGUUUAAUAUUGAGAUUAAGUAACCCGGCAGGGUUUUAAAGUCAACUUAGGUGGAUGAGUGGUGGUUCUCCUGAGAGAUCAAAUCUUCAGCCACGUUUGAUUAAAUUAGGUUAAAUAGUUGAUGUGGCCUGGUCACCAAUACAAAAAGUUUGCUUUUGCACAACUUCGGAUUGAAUACGAGCUCAAACUCUUUUUUGAGGGAAACAGAUGAGUGCAUGACAAUGUUGGGAUUUACAUUAUGAGACCUUUGCCAGUAGCAAAAUAUAGUAAUAGGUGUUUUAUCUGGCACCAACAUGAUCCCUUGUAUAAAGGUGUCAGUUUUGGUGCCAGAUAAAAGGGUAUAACCUAUUAAUAUAAAUUUUGGGAUUCUACCAGGCUUAUUUUCUGUGGAGGGGCAGUGAUGUGCUGCUUUGGCAUUGGUUCUUGUUAAUGGCACAAUUUUUAUCAUGGGUGGGAGACAGAAUCGAUAUAAAUAUUUAUACUGGAAAAAUAUGGUGAAUUUACAACUACAAAAAAACCAAUAGUCCAAAAUGCGUUCAUAAAUGGCUGCUUUCUCAACAUUACAUGCAAGCUUGAGCAAGGCAGCAACCAGCCAAUUUCUAAUAGUGUUGGAGAGAUUUUGGAAAAGCUUACUGGAACUGUAUUACAUCUGCAAUGUGGUACAUGGAUGAAUAUUGUUUUUUGGGUAACAUCUGCGAGGCUGUGAAAGACCAAAGUGUGAGAACCCUUUGCCGCAAUCAACUUAAGAUCAAGAUAAGUUUAGAACAAUAUACUGGAGGAGUCUAGGAUGGGUGGGUAAGAACGUUACAACAACAAUACACGAUAGGCGUGCUAAUUACAAGAAAGGUAAACGCCCAAACGCAAAACAAUCCCCAUUCUACCAGGCAAAGCCCACAGAGAUUAACUUAUUUGUCAAGCAGCUUGGCCACAUGAUAGCUCAACGAAGUGUAAUUUAUAGCAGCAAAAUCAUCUCAAUGCUUGUUUCUAAAUGUGGAUGGAAAAACUGGAGGACCCGGAGAAAACAUCCACGCGACUACGGGGAGAACAUGCAAACUCAAAAUAUACAACAGGCGUCGGGAUCUAACCCCAGAACCUCCUGCAUACGAGGCGAGGAAGAUAACGUCACACCACCGUGGUUCAGAGGCCGAUUGCAUGAAAGGCUUUUAUUGAAAACCAUCUGAACCUGUCGCAUAAUGAAAGAAAAAACCCGUGGAGGAAUUUAAAACUCCGUAUGAUGAAGCAGAUCACAAUUCGAGACGGACACCGUCGCAAUAUCCACUUCGUGGAAAGGUAUAAAACUGAAAUAGUCUCAGUCCCCAGUGAUUUAAAAGCAACGCCCUAAAAUCAAGCCAAUCUCUGCUCUGAAACGGCCCCACCACGACAUAAAACCUACAAAAAGCCUUUGGGCAGAUCAUCGCCUAUCUCAGAAAGCCGCCGUGCCAGAACGCGGCCAGCAGAUGUCAGAAUUGGGUUCAAAACGCGACCCGAAAAACAAACCCACGACCACCUUGGGGGUGACGGACGUCGCGAAUCUCCGCGUCCGGGUGGCGCCCCCGUGUGGCGGCGGCGACAAAACCCAAACGAAUCCCACGGGCCCACGGCACGAACGGGGGGGGGGAGGUUUCGUUCGCCGUUUGACCUCCAGCCGACGACUGCUUUCACCGACUGCCGCCCAAUGUUGAGCAGGGUCAGGCCCAGGGUCCGCGUUGGAGUUGGGGGUUGGAUCCCAGCAUGGCAGAGCCCCAGGCGCGAGCUUGUGGCCGCGACGGAGAGGGCAGGAGCGCGCGGAGGAGGAUGUUGCUCAGCACCGUCUAUCUCGUCGUCGGCGGAGGCAUCGCCAUCCUCCAAGGAGGUGCGAGAGACGUUCGUCCGCUUCUUCGGGGAGAAGCACGGACACGCGUUCGUGCCGUCCUCGAACGUGAAGCCGCGGGCCGACCCGAGCCUCCUGUUCGUCAACGCCGGCAUGAACCAGUUCAAGCCGCUGCUGCUGGGCAGCGUGGACCCGCGGAGCGAGCUGGCGCGCUGCACCCGCGCCGUCAACAGCCAGAAGUGCGUGCGUGCCGGCGGCAAGCACAACGACCUGGAGGACGUUGGGCGAGACGUCUACCACCACACUUUCUUCGAGAUGCUGGGAAACUGGUCCUUCGGAGACUAUUUCAAGAAAGAGGUAUGCCAGAUGGCUUGGGAGCUGCUGACGGAGGUCUAUAGAAUCCCCAAGGAGCGUCUGUACGUGUCAUAUUUCGGAGGAAGCCAGGCCCUGGGGCUCAAAGCGGACGAGGAGUGCCGGGAGAUUUGGCUGCAGCUCGGCGUGCCCGCGCCUCACGUGCUGCCCUUUGGGGAGAAGGAGAACCUAUGGGAGAUGGGCGAGGUGGGCCCAUGCGGCCCGUGCUCCGAGAUCCACUACGACCACGUGGGCGGGCGGGACGCGAGCGGCCUCGUCAACGCCGGGCACCCGGACGUGGUGGAGAUCUGGAACCUGGUGUUUAUGCAGUACAACAGGGAGGAGAACGGAAGUCUCCGCCUCCUGCCGCGCCACAACGUGGACUGCGGGAUGGGCCUCGAGCGCCUGCUGGCCGUGCUGCAGGGCAAGCGGUCCAACUACGACACCGACCUCUUCACGCCCAUCAUGAGCGCCAUCCACAAGGGCACAGGCGCGCGCGAGUACCGCGGCCUGGUGGGCGAGGCCGACGAGGGCCACGUGGACACGGCGUACCGCGUGCUCGCCGACCACGUGCGCACCCUGGCCGUGUGCAUUGCUGACGGCGUCUACCCCGGCAUGACCGGCGCCGAGCUGGUUCUGCGACAAAUCCUACGUCGCGCGACGAGAUUUGCCGUCGAGACGCUGCGGGCCCAGCCAGGGUUGCUGGCCAGCCUGGUGCCCACGGUGGUCGACAUCCUGGGCGACACUUACCCCGAGUUGAACAGAGAGGCUCAGGUGGUGAUGGACGUGAUCAAUGAGAACGAGGCGGCGUUCCUGACCUCGCUCUCCCGGGGCCGACGCCUAUUGGAGCGAACCGUCGCCAAGAUGGGCACAGCGACCGCCUCCUUCCCGGUGGACGUGGCAUGGUCGCUGCACCGCGGCCUCGGCUUCCCCUUCGACCUCAUCCACCUCAUGCUGGACGAGCGGGGCCUCUCGCUCGACACGGUCGCCUUCAACGAGCUGGAGCGGGCGGAGCUGAGGAGAGCGCAGCAGCAGGAGGGUGAGAAGGGAGAGGCCCCCGGGCGAGAGUCUCUCCUGCUGGACGUGCACGCACUGGACGAGCUACGCAGCAGAGGUGUUCCCGCCACCGACGAUGCCGCCAAGUACGCGUACGAGCUGCGCCCCAACGGCCGAUAUGAGUUUGCCCGGUGCUUGGCGCGGGUCGUGGCCGUGUGGCGCCGGCCGGGUCUGAGCGACGUCGUGGGGGCCGGAGAACGCUGCAGCCUCGUGCUCGACGCGACCUGCUUCUACAGCGAGCAGGGUGGCCAGGACGGCGACACCGGCGUCGUGCUCGCGGUCGACGCCGCCGGGCAGCAGGACAUCGUGGCCAUGGUAGAGGACGUGCAGGUGUGCGGGGGGUUCGUGCUGCACCACGUCGUCACACGCGACACCGUCCGCGUCGGGGACCGGCUGCUCCUCGCCAUCAACGAGGAGCGCCGCCUGGGCUGCAUGAUCAAGCACACGGCCACGCACCUCCUCAGCCAGGCCCUGCGCGACGUCCUGGGCGACGCGACGCGGCAGAGGGGCUCCCACGUGGCGGCCGGCCGCCUCCGCUUCGACUUCUCCACCAGGGCGCCCGUGUCGGUGGAUCAGCUCCGCUCCGUGGAGGCGGCCGUGUGCCGCCUCGUGUCGGCCGACGAGAGGGUGUUCGUGACGGAGGCCCCGCUCGCCUCGGCCCGCCGCAUUCCCCACCUGCGCUGCGUGGACGAGGACUACCCGGAGGACGUGCGCGUGGUGUCAGUGGGGACUCCCGCCGAGCAGCUGCUUCUACAGCAGCAGCAGCAGCACACGGAACGCGCUGGCUCAGUGGAACUCUGCUGUGGCACUCACCUACAGCGGACGGGUCUCAUCGAGGAUUUCGUGAUUGUGUCUGAGCGAGCAAUGGUCAAGGGGCUGAGCCGCGUCGUAGCCGUCACGGACCGGGAGGCUCGCGAGGCUCGCCGGACGGGUGAGGCGCUGGCGCAGCAGACAAACUCGCUGGGCGCGCGUGUGGCCCACGGUGCGGCCUCGCUCCCUCAUCUGCUGGGCCUCUCCAAGGAAGUGGGCCAACUCACCGACGUUGUGGACAGAGCGGUGAUGCCUCAGUGGCAGCGGAAGGAGCUGCAGCAAAUGCUCAAGACCAUGCAACGCAAGGCCAACACAGCGGUCCGCAAGCUCAGGACCUCUCUGGCCGAGAAAGCCGCCGAGACCCUGGCGGAGAAACACGCGAACGAGACGCUCAUUGUGGACGUGAUGGAGGCGGAAAACCUGUCGGUGCUAGUGAGGACGGUGAACGAACUGAGCAGGGCGGUGCCCGACGCCCGCGUCCUGCUGAUGAGCAUUCAGCCCGGUGGGCAGCUCCUGUGCGCCUGUCAGGUGCCAAAGGAGAUGGUCGAUGCAUUCCCAGCACUGGACUGGGCCCAGGCCGUGUGUGGUCCGAUGGGAGGGAAGGCGAUCGGCUCCCAGUUCCUGGCCAAGGUCUCGACCACAAUUGGGGACCAUGGAAACAGCACUGCCGCGAUCAUAGAUGCAGCUCUCCGGCGUGCGAGGACGGAAUCGUGAUGACCGGCAAUUUUACCACAAACUUCCUCUCUCUGCUGCUCAAACUUCAGUCCAGACCCCCACAUCUGGCCCAGCUUUACAAGUCUGAUGAUCUUGAUAAUGCGUCUGCUGGUUUGUGGGGUUUGAAAAUCGGAUGAGGCGUUUGACAUUUGCAGGCUUGAAAAUAAGUACUGUGACUGAUCAACAGAAAACCACUUGGCCAUGAGGACUUGGCUGUUUGGAAGAAACGUCAAUGCGUCUGUAUGUGUACGGGUUUUCUUUGGGAGAAAAUCUCACCCAGGUCACCACAACGGAGCAGAUAAUCUUACAUACACCACAGCAAGAGACAACCAAUGUGCGGCAUCACACAUCCCGUUUAAAUCGGCCCCAUGAACCACGCAUACCGGGGCCCAUGAGACGCUUCCCCAUGCACUGGCUUCCACAAACAAUCUCCCGGGUCGGAGCCGACAUCGCGUGUGCGGGCUCCCCAGUCACCGGGGUCCAUGAAGUGUGCAUUGGUGACCGUGCAUCUCCUCUGAAAAAGCAUCAGUGUACCCCGCCGAGCAUAAAUCAAAGAACAUGUCCUUGUGGUUUUUUUUUUGUCAAAACAUGGUUUAUUAAAAACGGCUCGCUGAAUAGACACGUAACGUGCUUCACCUUUGCCUUAUAAAGCUUUUCAUACAGGUAACAUUUUCAAGGGGGCUGCUCGUCAACAAUGGUCAUGUGAAUUGAAAAACGAUUGUCACAUGCCGCAAAAAGGUUAAUUGUUUUUAUAUUACAAAAGGCAGAGUAUUACUCUAUAGUCCCUUUCGUUUAAGGCUUUGUUGUUCUCAGCAAAAAUAUAAAUACUGAGGACCAAUUACAGACUGGAAUGAUUCAACCCUGUAGAAAUGUGAAUAAGGGGUAGCAUAAGGGGUAGCAACUCAAGGCUUGAAUCAAAUGUUUCUUUCUCCCCAUAUGAGCGUGAAUUUCUUUAUGAACAUUUGUUAAACAUAUUUAUUAAACUGACAGCAAUGGACACUAUAGACUACUAAUCACCCUUGAAAUUGGGUGCAAGUAACAGUGGUGACUUUGAAAGUAUGCUGCACAUCUACCGACAGUAUACCCCAGUAUCCUUCCCCGCCAUCUCAUCUACACUCAGCUGAGUACAGCCUUGACACAUCUGCUAGCCGUUUGUCUAAAUUGUAUCUGCUUGCACUGUAUUUGUCUUCUACACUGGACUCUCCCUUGACCGCCCUAUUUUUUGCCUUUUGUUUGCACUUUUUGUCUGGCCUCGUCCAUCUCCCUCACCUGUCUGCUCUGGCAUUAACACAAAAUUAAGAUUGGACGCAACUUUCCAUUAAAUGCAGAAGCAACAUUUGAUUAAGGAAAA